Molecule: messenger RNA, 1155 nt
Organism: Capronia coronata CBS 617.96
Lineage: Eukaryota; Fungi; Ascomycota; Eurotiomycetes; Chaetothyriales; Herpotrichiellaceae
Exons: 2
Coding region: 1-1155 (384 amino acids)
Source: RefSeq, a predicted model, not a curated record
AUGUGCCGUGCCCGUGUUAGGCGCCCAUCGCGCAUCUGGCAUACAAUACUACCUCAGUAUACACCAAAUACAACAGUCCCUGAUCCUCUAUCAACUGCGCUACUCACUCCCUAUCUCCCCAUCGUUGUGCGGCCACUCAGCUGGUCCGCACUCUUCACCGGCAUCCUGGAGGAACGACCGUCUCCGCCUUCAUCCCCGUCCCUGAUCAUCCGCUUGGCCGGAGAUCUCUUUGGCCGCAGUUUGUCAGAUCCCACUCACCCAUGGAUUCAACGAGGCUACAACCCCGAACUGGCGCACAGGCCUAGAAGUCCCUCGGAAGAUCCUUACAGCGAGGUUUCCUACCAGCACGCUUUCCAUUCUUUGGUAAUCCAUGGAUUGGAUCGAGUUCCCAAUCCUCUUCAUUAUGUCCAUUCCCCGACUGCCAAGGAGGUCUUGACAUUCAGGUUGUUGGAACUGUUUUCUCCCCGAGUGUGGCCUCCUGGGGAAGACCCGACCCGACCGGCUGAAGAACAGCAGCAAGAGCAGCAACAAGAGCAGUCAUUCCACGACCAGCAGCAACAACAGCAAUAUCACCUUCCACAGAACCAAUGGCAGCCGCAGCCACAGCCACAACAAGCACCACCAACGCCACUCCCAGCGGCUUUUGCUCCACCCGUCACCCCUACCAUGGAAGAGGCAACGCCCCGUCCACAUGAGAUGCUCCCAUCCCCAAAGUACAAGGACGAGACUCCCCGAUCAAGCGACAAAAAGCCCAAACGGGAGCACAAAUCGAGCGCCUCUUCGUCCUCGUCGGGUCCUAGACCGUGGAACAAAAGGAAGGACAUCCAGCCCACCACCCCAAAACCACUCUUACCAGCAGCAACCCGAUCCUCUGCACCGCCGCAGCAACAACAGCCACCCGCUUCAGUUUUAGAAACAGCCCCAGAACCACAUCCGUCACUCGUCGCAAAUUCGCAAAUGACUGGAACAGAUGUUCAGAUGACUGGCAUGGAUCCCCAUCCUGCCACCUCAGACCAUCAUGAGCUACCGCUGCCUUCUGAGCAGUAUCCUCCCGUUCCACCCGAAGGGGACCAAUCUCCAGCCGAUUCAGGUGGCAUCUCAUUCUUGGAGCCCAGGCUUGAGCCUCCACCUGGUCCGCCUAGAAUGCUGCGAUGA